AUGAAAAAAAAAGAUCAGUCGCGGUCUAAAUCUGUGAUUCGACCGUCGCCACCAGCAAAUCAUCAGUCCUAUCCCGAUGGGUUGAGUACGCCGACUUUCUGUUUGUGGUCACACCACCGACGCUGGUUAAAGAUAAAAAAGAAAAAGCCGUGUGACAAAGCACAAAAUCAUUACAUCGAUAUCCAAUGUGGGUUCCGCACACCACGAGCGGCGAGAAGACACCGUGAAAACGCGUCGUACUAA
Messenger RNA from Leptosia nina, 243 nucleotides. Lineage: Eukaryota; Metazoa; Arthropoda; Insecta; Lepidoptera; Pieridae. The record is from the annotation of a GenBank genome assembly.